ACCCUCACAAUUUCAAGUGGCCCCCACCAUCCUUCCUUCCCUCGGUUUCAUCGAUAUCCGAAUCCGAAUCCCAAUAAUACACUCUUCAUUUAUUACAAUGCCCAUCCUAUCCUCACCUCAUAAUCCGACUACACUCCGAUCAAGUCAAUCAGCACAUAUCGAUGACAUUCUCUAUUUGUAGAGGAAAAAAUUGUCAUUUCACUUUCUCGUGUCCCUUCUACUCCCUCCUUAAAACCCCCUUCGUUCGCGCCGAAACAAGCUCUCCGCUGAGCUCCGACUGGGAUCGGACAUGGCCGCCUCCCUUCUCCCCUUCUCGCCUUCUCUGUUGGUUCCCCCUUCUCCGAAGGUGGGAACAUGGAAUUCUUCCAUCCUAUCGCCCCCAGCUCUCGUCUUGCACCUUAAGCGAUCGAUUCCAAGAGUCAACGCCGCCGCCGGCAAUGCCUCUGCCUCUCAUGAUUCUGAUCUGAGCACCGAGCUCGAUGCCGUGUCGAGCUUCAGCGAGCUCGUUCCGGACACCGUUGUUUUCGAUGAUUUCGAAAGGUUUCCGCCAACGGCCGCUACUGUCAGCUCUUCGUUCCUCUUGGGUCUUUGCAGCCUUCCCGACACCAAGUUCAAGAGUGCUAUAGAGACUGCACUGGCGGAUAGUGAAUGUUAUGAAAAGAAGAAUCCUAACGAACGUAUGUCGUGCUUCUUUAACAAGGCUUUAGUGCAUGUUGGAGCUGAUUUGGAAAAAUUAGUCCCCGGGCGGGUGUCGACUGAAGUGGAUGCUCGUUUGGCUUAUGACACAAAAAGUAUCAUUCAAAAAGUGCAUGAGCUGUUGAAGCUAUACAAUGAAGUGGAAGUCUCUUCACAGCGCUUACUCUUUAAAAUUCCUUCAACUUGGCAAGGUAUAGAAGCCUCAAGGUUGCUAGAAUCUGAAGGAAUACAAACUCACUUAACAUUUGUUUAUAGCUUUUCUCAGGCAGCGGCUGCAGCUCAGGCUGGUGCAUCUGUUAUCCAGAUUUUUGUUGGGCGCAUCAGGGAUUGGUCUCGUACUCAUUCUGGUGAUCAUGAUAUAGAAGCUGCUUGCAAAAAUGGAGAAGAUCCUGGAUUGGCCUUGGUGAAGAAAACAUAUAAUUACAUUCACAAAUAUGGACAUAGGUCGAAGCUGAUGGCAGCAGCAGUGCGCAACAAACAGGAUAUCUUUAGCCUCCUUGGGAUUGAUUACAUAAUUGCUCCAUUGAAGAUAUUGCAGUAUCUAAAAGAGUCGGUGACCUAUCCUGAGGAGAAGUACUCUUACGUCAGGAGGUUAUCUCCGGGAUCUGCCAAGAUGUAUAACUUCACUGAAGAGGAGCUUAUAGAGUGGGACCAGAUGAGCUUUGCAUCUGCAAUGGGGCCUGCUGCUGAAGAGCUUCUGGCUGCUGGGCUGGAAGGUUAUGUAAAUCAAACAAGGCGCCUGGAGGAGCUUUUUGCCAAGAUAUGGCCACCUCCCAAUGUUUAAUCAUAGCUCCCAUGCCAGUAGAGGUGCUUUCCUAUUGGGAGAGUAAAGCAGUCAAGGUUGUGAAGUUGUAACCUCUGUUUUUCCCCUCAUGUCCUUAGUGUUGCUGCAUCAUGUUCUAAAACGAGACCUUUUUUUUUUUCACAAGUGCUUUGUUAAGGUUUUUUACGGCAUUCAGGAUGGAAAAUUGUGCCUUUUGGAUUACAAAACAAGUGCUUCAAGACUUCUUUUUUUAAGUUGUAAUUCAGUUGGAAUCAAAUUACAACUGCAUAUGGAAACAUGCCAUGUUUGGAGAGGAUAGCAGCAGUCUCGUGAGGCAGCAGAUGAAGUUCGGAUUGACCUUUUUUUUUUUGUUGUUUUUUUUGCUGCAGUGGUUGAUUGGAAUUAUUGUUGCUUACUGUGAUGAGGGGGAUCAGAUCAUGACUUCAUUAAAUAAAUAGCUAUGAUUGAUGAUA
Phoenix dactylifera (date palm) is the source of this 1932-nucleotide messenger RNA. RefSeq lists its product as uncharacterized. Gene Ontology annotation, molecular function: transaldolase activity. Gene Ontology annotation, cellular component: cytoplasm; intracellular anatomical structure. Gene Ontology annotation, biological process: pentose-phosphate shunt; carbohydrate metabolic process. The record is from RefSeq and is a predicted model, not a curated record. Lineage: Eukaryota; Viridiplantae; Streptophyta; Magnoliopsida; Arecales; Arecaceae.